This is a messenger RNA of Prorocentrum cordatum, 1280 nucleotides long. The record is from the annotation of a GenBank genome assembly. NCBI's taxonomy places the organism in Eukaryota, Dinophyceae, Prorocentrales, Prorocentraceae.
AUGGGCGACGCGGCGGGGAUCGGCGCGCUGCUGGAACAGCUCGGUCUCGACAGCUUGGAUUUGCAGGAGGUGUUCAACCCGGGGGAGUUCGCCAAGGGAGCUCCAAAGUUCGAUCUGAAGCCAGGAGUGGCGAUGGACCUCAGGACGGGCUGGGACUUCUGGCUCGAGGAGCAGAGGAAGCGACUGAUGGAGUUGCUGAAGGCAAGCGGCAAGCGCGAUGAGGUCAAGUUUCAGAGGCUGCUCGCGGAGUGCAAGGUCUUCCUGGGCUUCUGUAUGGAGCUGGCGGCCUACCAGCAUUCGAGGGGGAAGUGGUUCCUGUUCGAGCACCCUUGGACGGCGUCAAGCUGGAAAGAGGAGUGCAUCAAGGGCAUCAGGGAGCUGCCCGGCGUCAUAGUGGUCAGGGGCAGCCAGUGUGUGUUCGGAGCCAAGUCAUACUGGCCGGACGGCUCGGAGGGCCUCGUGGCGAAGCCGACGGGCUGGAUGACGCAUAGCCGCGAGGUGGCGAAGCAAGUGGGGAUCGUGUGUGACGGCUCCCACGAGCAUGUGCACCUCCUGGAGAGGAGGGCGAAGGCGGCUGAGAGGUACCCCUUAGGGCUGGUGAAGGCAAUCCUGAAGGGCAUCAGGAACGAGCUGAAGAUCGGUAAAGGGAUCCAUGCGUUCGAAGUUGGUCAGACCGCGGAAGAGCCAGAGAUCCUGGACCAGGCGACCGAAGAGGAGAUGGCGACCUUCUACGACGGGAUCGGCGGUGCGGUGCUGGACCCAGUAGGCGUCAAGAACGCGCGCAUGGACGAGAUGGGCUACAUGAGCAGGCUCGGAGUGUUUGAGAGGAGAAAGAUUUCCGAGGCUCUGCAAGUGACGGGAACCAAGCCGCUUCCAAGCGGCUGGGUCGACACCAACAAGGGCGACGAUCAGAAACCAGAACUACGGAGUCGGUUGGUGGCGAAAGAGACGCGGAAGCUGAGCACCCUUGGGCCUAAGGACGCUGCGGCGACCUUCGCGGCGACCCCGCCGCUGGAGGGCCUGAGGAUGAUUCUGUCUAUGGCGAUGACAGGGCGGCAUGGAGAUCGAGUGCUGACCUUCAUCGAUAUCUCAAGAGCGCAUCUACACUCGGAGCUGCAAAGGCCGGUGUACUUGAAGGCGCCAGCGGAGGAUCUAGAGUGCAAGGAUGACGAGUGCUGGCUGCUGCUGAAGGCCAUGUAUGGGCUGAGAGAUGCCGGCUCAUCAUUCGACCUGAAGGUGGAGGACAUCAUGGUGAGGAUCCUGAAGUCGAAGCAGGGCGA